Molecule: messenger RNA, 246 nt
Organism: Phytophthora infestans T30-4
Lineage: Eukaryota; Oomycota; Peronosporomycetes; Peronosporales; Peronosporaceae
Exons: 1
Coding region: 1-246 (81 amino acids)
Source: RefSeq, a predicted model, not a curated record
AUGAAGCCAACUCAUUUCGCAAGAAUUUGGAGUUCAAUUUUGUCAUUGCUGGUCAUUCUCGGACAAUGUAUGGUGAUUCCAAAACCUACAGAUGUAAAAGCCACGAGAAUUGCAAUGCUUUCGUUCGCAUUCGCCCGCAUCAGAUGGAGUUCGUGUGUGAACUUUGUGGUGAUCACGACGGAGGAGCAGAAGAAGUUCAAGCCUCGAGGGGUAUUCACAAGUGCUUCGAUAAAGAGCUUGCGUUGA